AUCAGAUCAGCGGUCAUGGUGAUGUUCAACCGGCGAUAUAUUUUUAUUUAAACUCAAACUUAAAUCUCUGAUUGCAUAUGUUUAUACAUUUUUGCAGGUAUAAAUUCAAUGGGUUCAAUAAUCAAGUGAUAUUUCAUUUUAAAACUCUGAACUUGGUGUUGCACAACAGUCGUUAUCUUUGCACGGGCUUAGAUUCUAGGAUCGUGGCUGAAACCCGAGAUGUCGGGCCACGGCUCUGAUGACGAAGAGAAGCCUUGUCGGGCAUGUUCCGAUUUUAAAUCGUGGGCCAAGUCGCAGAAGCCCUUGAAACCUGGUGCUCUGAAAAAGGAUUCUUCUCCCAAGCCACCCCGGAAGGACUGCCCGUUAGACAAGGAAGAGCUUGGGCAAGCAACAUGGGGCUUCCUACACUCCAUGGCCUCCUACUACCCGGAGAAACCCACAAAGGCUCAGGCCAAAUCUAUGACACAGUUCUUCAAUAUCUUCUCCCAAUUUUAUCCUUGUGAGCCAUGUGCGUUAGAUUUUAGGGAAGAUUUAAAAGAAAACCCUCCUCAGACCGGCUCAAGAAAUGCACUAGCAAAAUGGCUGUGUGAGCGACACAACACAGUGAAUGAGAAACUUGGUAAACCAGCAUUUGACUGCAGCAAAGUGCAUGAGAGGUGGAAAGAUGGCUGGCUUGAUGGUUCCUGUGACUGACGGAUAAAACCCAUAUCUAGAAAUAGUUGUAUUUUGAAGUGAAACAAAACCUCAAGAGGCCAUAUAGGUACUAAAGUCAUAUGCUUGCUGCAAUAUGUAGUUAGCUUCAGUGGAAAUCAUAUCAUCAUAAAUACCGAGUCACCAACCCUCUGACAUAAACUUGCAUAAGCAAAUAAUUCUUUUGGUCUUAAUUUUAUUCAUUAGAGCAGCGGUCGGCAACCUUUUAGCAGCCAAGGGCCACAUAGCAGUUAAAGAAGUUGACGCGGGCCGCACUUUGUUAAUAUUUAUGACUUAUCAUACAUUGUCAUUUAUCAAUAUUACAUACAAAAUAGCCAGAGGGAGGCUCGCGGGCCGCUGGUUGCCGACCGCUGCAUUAGAGGAAUUAUUUUAGAUUUCCGUUUUUUUUAAGUUUCGUAAACUGUUUUCAUUGUUAUGCCGCAAUAAUAAGAUUUGAUAAUAGUUGUAAAUGUCUGAUGCUUUUGUUAUCUGUCUGAAUUUAUUCACGUUAGAAUACUUUGCUGUUUGUUUUAAAUGACGAAAAGUAUUUUAAACCAAAAUAUUUUACCUGCUUUAGUUAAUUUUAUGUAGUUACAUAAGAUUUAAAAUUGUAUUGUGCCUGAUAAGUCCCAAGUGUUAUUUAUUAUUCAGUUUUUUUGGUGAUAUAUAAACGUGUUUAAACAUGGCAGUCGUUUUGUAUUUCUUUUUAACCAUGUUACUGUUUAGGCUUGGGAAAUUUUGAGACCUUACUUGUAGGGCCUUAAGAGCGUGAACCUAUAGUACUUAUUUUCUUUCCUGCAUUCCAUCUUCUGUUUCAUAUAGUCAAAGGUUAUAAAAUGAUUCUUUACUAUUUUUAACCCUUUGAAUGCCAAGAACGCCUAAAGACGUCGUUACUUGUCGUGCCCACAGUGCCAAGGACAAUUUUAUUAUAGGUGUCAUAACACCACCUUGUGACGCUGUCCAAGUAACCUUCACACUUACUAAGGUUUACAUUAGCACGCUUGCGCCCGAAGAUUGGCGUUUGAGAGAUGUUCGUGUUUAUGACGAAGUGUUCAAAAUGUUAAGAAUUUUUAUGAGCUCUAUUUACAGCAAUACAAAUGAAUCCUUUUGAUGAAUGUACAUGAACUGAACAUUCAUUAUGAUAAUGUGUGAAAAAAUAAUGGCCUGUAAAUGAUUUUCACUAAAAUAGAUGGCGUUGUCAUUGCCAUAUAUUUAAUGUACAGUGCUGUGAUAGUCAAUGUAAUCCAGUGAACACUGUGAACAUGCUUUG
Cydia fagiglandana is the source of this 1960-nucleotide messenger RNA. It is a transcript of the gene Alr, whose product is annotated as FAD-linked sulfhydryl oxidase ALR. The coding region runs from base 220 to 693 and encodes 157 amino acids. The transcript has 3 exons. Gene Ontology annotation, cellular component: mitochondrion. The record is from RefSeq and is a predicted model, not a curated record. Gene Ontology annotation, molecular function: flavin adenine dinucleotide binding; flavin-dependent sulfhydryl oxidase activity. NCBI's taxonomy places the organism in Eukaryota, Metazoa, Arthropoda, Insecta, Lepidoptera, Tortricidae.